CACUUGUUGCAUAUUUUUUCAAAUUAAUAAAUCCAAAUGAAUUAUGGAUCCAUUUCAUUUGGAUAAAAUUCCUGAAUUUCAUCGAAAACGUAAUGGAAAUGAAAAUGUUAUGUGUGCAAAACUUCGAGAACAAGCAAAAUUUUUAUUCCUAAAUCGAUUGAGUAAAGAACAGAUUCAGAAUGAUGAAUUACAGCAAUUAUGGAUAUUAUUGGAGAAAAAUGUCCAUACAUUAUCCAAUGAUAUGAAUGAUGAACAAACAAUAAAUUAUUUAGAAUUCAAUCAAAUACGUCAACAAUUAGAUCCGGAUUCAAAAUUACGAAAAUAUUUUCAAGCAACAAUUUUUUUCAAAUUACUUGGUGGUGAACAUAAUCAACAAUCAUCAUCAAAUCAACAACAAUUAGCUAUUGGAAAAAUAUCGAUAUUAACAUUUUUUCGUUAUGUAAUGCGUAAAAUUUGGCUACAACAAGCACGUAUAUCAUUAUCGUUUUGCGAUUCAUCAGCCACUGGUUAUCUUACCGAAUUAGAUCUGGAAAACUAUAUUCGUCAACUAAUUCCAACAUUGACUAAGCUUAACAAUAUGGAUAAAUCAUAUUAUCCAUUUUAUAUUUGUGUUGCAACAAGAAAAUUUUUCUUUAUUCUUGAUCCACAUAAACAUAAUCGAAUACGAAUAAUAGAUAUAUUAUUUUCCGGUUUACUCGAUGAUCUGCUUGAACUUCGAAAUGAUUAUCCAAAAGAUUCAUCUAAUCAACAGCGAACAAAAAUGGCAACAGGAAAUCGAAAUCAAACUAUCGAUGAUUUUAAAUGGUUUUCAGCUGCUAACACUAUACGAUUGUAUAACAUGUAUCUGGACCUUGAUGAUGAUCAUAAUGGUAUGAUAUCGAAAUUGGAAUUUUUAAAAUUUGGUAAUUUUAAUGAAUUAUUUGUCGAACAAUUGUUCGAUGUUUGUAUGACUUAUAACAAAGAAAUUGAUUUUAAAACAUUUAUUGAUAUCAUUUUGGCAUUGGAAAAUCGUAAAGAAAUUCAAUCGGUUUAUUUUUUCUUCAACAUAUUAGACAUUAAUCGUUGCCAUUAUUUGGAUGAUUUUGUUUUACGAUAUUUUUUCAAAGCAAUCGAAAAUCAGAUGCGUCGUCAAGGACAGGAACCGAUUAAUUUUGAUGAUUUUAGUAAUGAAAUCUAUGAUAUGAUUAGACCACAACAAUCAAGACGAAUAUAUUUUGAUGAUCUUGUUGCCAGUGGUCAUGCCGAUACAAUCAUCAGUAUAUUGAUCGAUUUUAAUGGAUUCUAUGCAUAUGAAAAUCGAUCGAUCUUGGUAAGCGAAGAUGGCCAUAAAAUACAUUUAUUUCCCACCGAAGGAACAUCAAAUACACCAUGGUUAUAUGCACAUUUUGAUCCAAUGAAUAUAAGUCAAUCAUCAAUUUUAUUUAAAUGGAUUGUUUCCAAACAACAAAUUGAUUCGGAAUAUCAUUAUGUUGGUGAUGAUGAAAAUUGUACAUAUGUACGUACAAAUUAUAAGGCAAAAAAUUUUCGUCUGGUAUGCGUAGAUUUAAACAAUCCAUCACGGGAUAAUUGGCGUGAUAUAAUAGCUGAAUCAACAAAGGCAAUCCUCUCGAAUGCUUACAUAGCUGAUUAUGAUAAAAUUGUUGCUACCUAUAUGAUUGAUGUACAGGACAAAUUAAAAGUACAUCGAUUAUUAGAUGGAGAAUAUCUUUACGAUAUUCCUAUUGAAAUUGGUUCGAUUGUAGCUGCCGUUAGUAAAAUGAAAAGUCCAGAAUUUUUUUUCCUUCAUUCAAAAUUCUUAUCACCCGGUGUCAUUUACUAUCAUGAUCUAUCAACUAAUAAAACAGUGGUGUAUAAAAAAUCAAUAAUUGAUGGUUUUAAUGAAUCUGAUUAUAAUAAUACACAAAUUUUCUACAAAAGUAAAGACGGAACUCAAGUUCCGAUGUUUAUUGUUUCGCGAAAAAAUAUUACUCUUGAUGGCCAAAAUCCAACAUGGCUUUAUGCUUAUGGUGGUUUUAAUAUUAAUGUUCAACCUUCAUAUAAUCCAAUGGCCAUGUUUUUUGUUAAAUAUUUGAAUGGUAUUUAUGCAUCGGCCAAUAUACGUGGUGGUGGUGAAUAUGGUGAUGAUUGGCAUAAACAAGGAAUGCUUUUGAAUAAACAAAAUGUUUUCGAUGAUUUUGCUGCUGCCGGUGAUUGGUUAAUUGAAAAUAAUUUCACAUCAAGAGAAUAUUUGACCAUAAAUGGACGAUCAAAUGGUGGUUUAUUAGCCGCUACUUCAGCCAAUCAACGUCCAGAUAUUUUUGGUUCGACAAUUGCCGAAGUUGGUGUAUUGGAUAUGCUUAAAUUUCCAUUAUUUACAAUUGGUUAUGCAUGGAAAGAAGAAUAUGGUGAUGUAAUACAUAAUAGAACACAUUUUAAAUAUGUACAAAAAUAUUCUCCAUUACAUAAUGUACCUCAUAAUCUUAAACAAUAUCCAAAUAUGUUGGUCGUUACAGCCGAUCACGAUGAUCGUGUUGUACCGGCACAUUCAUAUAAAUUUAUUGCUGAAUUACAAUAUCGUUUAGGUAAAAAAUUACCCAAUACACCAUUAAUGAUUCGAAUCGAUUCUAAUUCUGGACAUGGUGCAGGAAAACCUGUAUCCAAAUGGAUUGAAGAAUAUACGGAUAAAAUCUGUUUCCUUUUAAAUUCAACACCAUAUAAAUAUGAUAAUCAAAAAGAUUAACGAAUAUCUAAGUUUUAAUUUGACAAAUUUUGUUUUGUUUUGUUUGUUUUGGUUUUUCUCCUCAAUUGUUUAUUUUGAUUUUAAUUACUGUUUUU
Molecule: messenger RNA, 2814 nt
Organism: Dermatophagoides pteronyssinus (European house dust mite)
Lineage: Eukaryota; Metazoa; Arthropoda; Arachnida; Sarcoptiformes; Pyroglyphidae
Product: prolyl endopeptidase-like
Biological process (GO): proteolysis
Cellular component (GO): cytosol
Molecular function (GO): oligopeptidase activity; serine-type endopeptidase activity
Source: RefSeq, a predicted model, not a curated record